UCCACUUUCUGACACGUGUGUCCUAAGCCUGGCACAUAAGAGAGAGGGAGAUAGAGGUGAGUCUAUUAAAUAUAGCACAGGGCACCGGGUUGGCAGCAAGGCAGAUCAACUCUCAGACCGAGCUUCUCUGAGCAGAUCACACUUUUGGACUUUUAUGAGUUCCGGUAAGCCGCAGAAGCCAGUGCUGACAGGCCAGAGGUUCAAGACCAGAAAGAGGGAUGAAAAGGAGAAAUUUGAGCCGACCCUUUUCAGAGAUACUAUUGUCCAGGGCCUCAACGAAGCUGGCACGGACCUGGAGGCCGUGGCCCGGUUCCUGGACGUGUCGGGGUCACGGCUGGACUACCGGCGUUAUGCCGACACUCUGUUUGAUGUCCUCAUCGCAGGGAGCAUGCUGGCCCCAGGAGGGACCCGCAUCAACGAGGCCGACCAGAACAAGGUGACGGCCCACUGCGUCUUCACCAGUGAAGAGAAGCAUUCCUCCAUACGCCUCUACGCUCAGGUUUUCCAUAAGCUCAUAAGGAGAUACAAAUACCUGGAGAAGGCUUUUGAAGAGGAAAUUAAGAAGCUGUUGCUCUUCCUCAAAGCCUUCACAGAGUCUGAGCAGAACAAGCUAGCCAUGUUGACGGGGGUGCUGUUGGCCAACAAUGAUCUCCCCCCGCCCAUCCUUGUUGGCUUGUUCAGCGAGGGAAUCGUCAAAGAAGGGAUCUCAGCAUGCUUCGCUGUGAAGAUGUUCAAGGCGUGGAUAGCAGAGAAAGACGCCAACUCGGUGACCAUGGCCUUGAGGAAGUCCAGCCUGGACAAGAGGCUCCUGGAGCUUUUCCCGGCCAACAAGCAGAGCGUGGAGCACUUCUCCAGGUACUUUGACCAGGCGGGGCUCAGCGAGCUGUCCGAGUUUCUCCGCACGCAGCGCUGCCUGGGCACGCGCAAGCAGCUGCAGAAGGAGCUGCAGGAGAAGCUUUCCCAGGACUGCCCCAUCCCAGAGAUCGUUGUGUACGUGAAGGAGGAGAUGAAGAGGAACGGGCUGCUGGAGCCGGCCGUGAUAGGCCUGCUCUGGGCCUGUCUGAUGAACGCCGUGGAGUGGAACAAGAAGGAGGAGCUGCUCACGGAGCAGGCGCUCAAACACCUGAAGCACUAUGCCCCCCUGCUGGCAGUGUUCAGUACUCAGGGCCAGUCGGAGCGGGUCCUGCUGCUCAAGGUGCAGGACUUCUGCUACGACAACAUCAACUUCAUGAAGGCCUUCGCCAAGAUAGUCGUGCUCUUCUACAAAGCCGAUGUCCUGAGUGAGGAAGCCAUUCUGAAGUGGUACAAAGACGGCCACUCGUCAAAAGGAAAAAGCAUCUUCUUGGAACAGAUGAGGAAGUUUGUUGAGUGGCUGCAGAAUGCGGAAGAAGAAUCGGACUCUGAAGGGGAGGAGGCCAAGUGACAGAACAUGGCACCCAGGCGUUGGUUCCAAUAUGGUCUAUGAAGCCAGCUGGCCUGUAGAUUUCAUAUCGCGCACACACACACACACACACACACACGCACACAUGCACACACACACACACACACACACACACACACACACACACACACACACACACACACACCAUUUAUAUAGCAGACAAAUUCGUCAAUAGCUAAUUUUCAGACUUAUUUUCAGGCAUACAUAAUUACCCAACAUCCUAACAACUAUGAGAUACGUUUGAAAUAUGCCAAAUGCUUUGAAAGAAUAAAGUGUAUCCAUGCCCUUGUCUUAUUGUCAAUGUGUGGUUGAAAAUAUUUCACAAAAUAAUAUAUUCAUUCAAUGUUUGGAUUGGAUUGAUAAAACUUAAAUGUAAAAGUACCAACCAUCAUAUUGGCCUGCUAUCUUGCUAUGCAUUUUUUGUACUUUUGAAAAUGUCAGAAUGAAUUCAGUGAAUCAACCUCCAACCUUGAUGUGUUCCCUAGUUCUGAAAUAAAGCAAAGAGAUCCUA
This is a messenger RNA of Gadus macrocephalus (Pacific cod), 1952 nucleotides long. RefSeq names its product basic leucine zipper and W2 domains 2 (gene bzw2). NCBI's taxonomy places the organism in Eukaryota, Metazoa, Chordata, Actinopteri, Gadiformes, Gadidae. Bases 155 to 1423 code for a protein of 422 amino acids. The record is from RefSeq and is a predicted model, not a curated record. The transcript has 12 exons. Gene Ontology annotation, cellular component: membrane; cytoplasm. Gene Ontology annotation, molecular function: protein binding.